AGUUUCAGCAGCGCCGCCGUAACACAGACGAGGACUCUUUCUUCGCGACAACAGAUCAACACACGCAUAUACAUCGUUAUUCAUCUUUUCUUUUUUCAGCGGAAAGGAUGGCAGGUCCACUUGUCACUUCGUCUCCUCCGCAAGACGAGACUGGUGCGGCAAGCACAGUCGUUGACUGGUCCUACGUGCGGGCCCCACCGCCCCAGUCGUUCGAUUACUUCACCGAGCGCUAUUACCACCAGUACUGCAUCCGCGACACGAAGAAAACGCCUGGCAACAACUGCAGAAUCCUGCAGCACAGCAACGGCAUGUGUGUGCUCUGCGUUGACAGCUCGCAUGUCCUCGUGCAGAAGUGCGCGGCGGAUCCGGCCACCACGGUGACCAAGGUGGAGUUCUUCAAGGGGCGCACGGCCAUCACACCGGAGAGCAUUCAGGUGGUGGGUAAGAAGAAGAAAAACGCGUUGGUGUGUCAGAACGACACCAAAUUGUGCGGCAUCGCACUCUCCGACGGCACGGAGUACACCAUCCCGGCCUGCGUGAACGGCUUCGUGUUGGAGCUGAACGCGACGGUGAUGGAGCAGCCGUGGGUGGUGGCUGCCGCCCCGACGACGGAGGGCUACUUGGCGGUGAUUAACCCCACAUCCAAGGCGGACUUUAGUGGGUACGACAAGGUGUGGACCGCCACUGGCGGCGACGCAGCUGGCGAGGAAGACGAAUGA
This is a messenger RNA of Leptomonas pyrrhocoris, 719 nucleotides long. RefSeq lists its product as hypothetical. The transcript has a single exon. Gene Ontology annotation, cellular component: nucleus. The record is from RefSeq and is a predicted model, not a curated record. The coding region runs from base 108 to 719 and encodes 203 amino acids. Lineage: Eukaryota; Euglenozoa; Kinetoplastea; Trypanosomatida; Trypanosomatidae.